Molecule: messenger RNA, 1917 nt
Organism: Ixodes scapularis (black-legged tick)
Lineage: Eukaryota; Metazoa; Arthropoda; Arachnida; Ixodida; Ixodidae
Exons: 2
Coding region: 1-1917 (638 amino acids)
Molecular function (GO): zinc ion binding; nucleic acid binding
Source: RefSeq, a predicted model, not a curated record
AUGACAGGGCUCAUGGAUAUCAAUCAGGUGCCGUCAUCACGCAGCGUCAGAGCUCUGCGGCGGGUCUACGACAGCGUCCAGGCUCACAUCCGGGGCCCUCGGGCGUUGGGUGUGACGGAUCAGUCAUACUGUGCCAUGCUCUACCCGGUUCUGCUUCGUGCGCUUCCGGACGACAUGAGGCUGGAGUUCAACCGCAAGAUGUCUUCGGGGAACGCCGAAAACGCCACCGCCGGGGGAACAUCAGCAACCGACAUCGGCUCCGACUCAGCAACGGAGCAAGGACCCGUUAAGGAGGUGCGCGCGCUGCUGAACUUUCUCAAGAUCGAGGUGGAGAGCCGGGAGAAAACAUCCAAGGAACAACUCGAAGACGCUGGCGGUAAGCCUACUCAUUGUUUCCCCAUGCAUGAACAUCCGAAGAGGCGCCUAAACAACGCCAAGACUCGGAACGCUACCGCUACGGCCUUGCAUGGCAGGAUGGACAGCAUGGAAUGCUUUCUUUGCAAAUCAAAGGCGCACAACACACCAGACUGUAACGUGAAGAUUGAACUCAAGGAAAAGAAGCGCAGGCUGCAAGCCGAUCGCAGGUGCUUCCGGUGCACAAAGCCGAACCACACGGCAAGAAUGUGUCGCGGCACGCUCCGUUGUGACAGGUGUCGAGGGAGGCAUGUAUCCACUAUGUGUGAUCCAGAUUACUUUCCGGGACGAGCUGCCAGCGGAUCGGAUGAAACGCGGAAGAAAGACAAGACGCCUCUCAACCUGCAUGUGAGCGAGAAGGGCAACAAACCGGCUGUCCUUCUGCAAACGGUUACCGCGUGGGUGGAAAGCAAGAACAGAAGAAAGUUGGCCCGCAUUCUCUUCGACAGCGGUAGUCAUCGCUCCUUCAUUACAGAGGAGCUGCCGAGGGGUCUUGGUUGCAAGCUUCUCGGAACAGAGGUUCUUACCGCCGGAGUGUUCGGUGGCAAGACUAGCGAACAAACGUACCGUAGAGUACAAGUAGUUUUGAGUAAUCGUCUAACCGGCCAGACAUACGAGAUGGACGCUUUCGAGACGCGUUCUAUCUGCGAACAAGAACUUCCAGGCCCGGAUGAAGACAUCCUCGUGAAUAUGGAGGAGCUCGGACUAACGGUUGGUGACGACCUGAACGGACUCGAGUGCAACGGAGUAGGAAUCCUCUUAGGAUCGGAGCACUACUGGGGAUGCGUUACGGGAAGAGUCCGUCGACUGAGCGAGAACCUGACGGCAGUGGAGACCGCCUUUGGUUGGGCAGUACAUGGACGCUCCCAGGCGACUGCAACUGUUGUCAACUGUUCCCAAGUGAUCGUCCUCAGAGCUACCGUGAGCGACCAGGAGAACACGGCUGUCCUGAGAGGAUUUUGGGAGCUUGAGAGUAGGGGAGUUGUGGACGCAGAGGUCCAGGAUCACUCCGAUAGCGACAUCAUGCAGCGCUUUGAGAGAGGCAUCACCAAAUCUGAUCAAAGAUACGAAGUCAGCCUCCCUUGGAAACCUGAUGUAAAGCUUGAUUGCAACCGAGAGAUGGCUUGGAAGAGACUUGAAAGCCAACGAAAGAGGCUGAGCAAGAAUCCUGAGCUCAUGCAGAGAUAUGAUCAGGCAGUCCGGCUUUACGUCAAGAACGGAAUGGCUGAGAGGGUCGAGAGAGACGAUAAUUCGGGUGAACGGGUGUACUACAUGCCCUACCAGGCUGAAAUCUGGAAGCUGAAUCUGCGCUGGGACGAUACACUGCCGGAAGAACUGAUGAGUGGCUGGAACAACUGGUGCGACGAGCUCACCACACUUCAGCAAAUUAACGUGCCCAGAUUCUACGAAAGCGAGCUGAAGGGCAACGUUGUACAUCGAACGUUGCACGUGUCCUCUGAUGCCAGCACCUCCGCAUUCGGAUCCAUGAUCUUCAUCUGCUGA